Euleptes europaea (tarantolino) is the source of this 1319-nucleotide messenger RNA. RefSeq names its product eukaryotic translation initiation factor 3 subunit M (gene EIF3M). Lineage: Eukaryota; Metazoa; Chordata; Lepidosauria; Squamata; Sphaerodactylidae. The transcript has 11 exons. Gene Ontology annotation, biological process: cytoplasmic translational initiation. Gene Ontology annotation, molecular function: translation initiation factor activity. Gene Ontology annotation, cellular component: eukaryotic translation initiation factor 3 complex; cytoplasm. The record is from RefSeq and is a predicted model, not a curated record. Bases 42 to 1166 code for a protein of 374 amino acids.
GGCUGGCGUGGUGGAGGGCGAGGAGGGAAGCCGCCGCGACCAUGAGCGUCCCGGCUUUCAUCGAUAUCACUGAGGAAGAUCAGGCUGCGGAACUUAGGGCUUACCUAAAAUCUAAGGGAGCUGAGAUCUCUGAAGAGAAUUCUGAAGGAGGACUUCACAUUGACUUGGCUCAGAUCAUUGAAGCCUGUGAUGUGUGCCUAAAGGACGAUGAUAAAGAUGUUGAAAGUGUGAUGAACAGUGUAGUGUCUCUGCUGCUUAUUCUGGAACCUGACAAGCAAGAGGCUUUGAUUGAAAGCCUAUGUGAGAAACUGGUCAAAUUUCGGGAAGGUGAACGACCAUCUCUUAGACUGCAGCUGCUGAGUAAUCUCUUCCAUGGCAUGGAUAAGAAUACCCCUGCCAGGUAUACAGUCUACUGCAGCCUUGUUAAAGUAGCGUCCACCUGCGGUGCUAUACAGUACAUUCCAACUGAAUUGGAGCAGGUUCGAAAAUGGAUUUCAGAUUGGAACCUCAACACAGAAAAAAAACAUACUCUUCUUCGCUUGUUAUAUGAUGCGCUAGUGGACUACAAAAAGAGUGACAAUGCAGCAAAAGUAAUGGUAGAGUUGCUGGGAAGUUACACAGAGGACAAUGCUUCUCAGGCUAGAGUUGAUGCUCACAGGUGCAUUGUCCGUGCAUUGAAGGAUCCAACUACCUUUCUUUUUGAUCAUCUUCUUACCUUAAAACCAGUCAAGUUUUUGGAAGGAGAACUUAUUCAUGAUCUUUUGACUAUUUUUGUCAGUGCCAAGUUAUCAUCCUAUGUCCGGUUUUAUCAAAACAACAAGGACUUCAUUGAUUCUCUUGGCUUAUUACAUGAACAUAAUAUGGCAAAAAUGAGACUGCUCACCUUUAUGGGAAUGGCGGUAGAAAACAAGGAAAUCUCAUUUGACACCAUGCAGCAAGAACUUCAGAUUGGAGCUGAUGAUGUAGAAGCAUUUGUCAUAGACGCUGUAAAGACAAAAAUGGUGAAUUGCAAAAUUGAUCAAACACAGAGAAAAGUUGUAGUCAGUAACAGCACAUACAGGACCUUUGGAAAGCAACAAUGGCAACAGCUGUAUGACACACUAAACACCUGGAAACAGAAUUUGAAUCAAGUGAAAAACAGUCUUCUCAGUUUGUCUGAUACUUGAGUCUUUCACCUACGAUUUGAUUUCUCAGAUGGAAGCUUAGCUACAGUAAACCAAUUCAAUUUGUAAAGUUUUUAUUUGUUUUCAAAAUAUACGAUUGGCAUUCAAUAAUUUGAACUCCAGUAUGCAAAAACAAUAAAUUUAAACUAAAACAAA